AUGCAUCCAAUCACAUCACCUUAUGUCCUCACCUUCACACUUGGGCUGUACACCAUCUACGGCUGCUAUUUCCCCCCAUCGAUGGAUAAUGCCGCAUUUCAUCAAGUACUACGCACUAUGACAAUAUCGGAUCACACAAUUAUCAUUGGCGAUUUGAAUGCUCGUUUACAGUCUACAGGCGAUUCUAUCACCAACCCUCGUGGGAGAGUCUUACGGGAUUGGCUUUCGGAUCAUGGCCUCCAUGUCUGGAAUUCCACCUUGACACAUGGCAUCUUUACGUUUGAGCGUAACAAUGGGAGAAGUAUCAUUGAUUACUUUAUUUCACGUCAUCACGCUAUCAUCGACCCCAGCUUACAUAUCUAUAGUGACAUGUCUAUGAACUCGGAUCAUCGUUUGUGCGUCAUGUCAUUCAUUCCACGGUCAACAUUGCCACAUUUGCCGGAAGCAACAGCAGCUCGACAACAUUGGAAAUUACAACGCUUGGCGGAUCCCGAUGUAGUGGAGCUAUAUCGGCAAAAAUUCAACACAUUAGCAACCCCGCUGGCUGCUGAAUUGAAUGACCUACUGGAACCAAGGGAGAAUCAAGAAGUGGAUCGACAGCGUUUGGAGUCUCUUGGGCAACAAAUAACAGAGGCAGUUACACAGGCACUUGAUGAAAGUGUCACACGUGGGCGAAUGCGUCCCAAAACAUGGAGAUGGUUUUGGAAUGAACAACUACAGCAGCUGGCGGAUCAACGUGAAUUGCGAUAUCGACAAUGGCGCCGUGCACCCGACAAUGUAAUUGUACGAGCAACAGCAUGGCAACGUUACGUUGAGGCAUGUGAGAAAUUCACGUUGGAGAUCAAACUUGCCAGACGACAGACAUGGAAGAGCUUCGUAGUGAAUAUGGGACGUAAACCACCCAAUGAAAUCAACUCAGUGAUUAAGCGAAUGAGACGAGCCAAGGUAGCACCAGUGAUGUUAUCACACCCUGAUGGACCUCAAGCAGCAGCCGAAAGCAUGGUGAGCCACUUGGAGAACGUAUUUGGUGGCAACAACGAUUCCAUUGUCUCUCACCCAUCUUCGGUUGAUACCACGGAUGUUGACGACUCACCUUUCACACAUGAAAAUGUCGCUGCCAUCAUCAAGCAAGCAAAUCCUCGCAAGGCCCCUGGUGUGGACCAUAUUACAGGAGCAAUGUUGAAGCCCAUUGUCAACCUUAUCUCACCUCUGCUCGCAUCCUUUUUUACGCUGUGCUGGUUGUGGUCAUGGACACCUAAGGAUUGGCGGAUAGCGCAAGUUGUCCCCAUCUUCAAGAAAGGCGAUCCAACCAUACCAAGCAACUAUAGGCCGAUCAGCCUCACAUCCAUCUUUCGUAAGAUCCUCGAACGGAGCAUGUUGCCGCAAUUGUUAAGCUCCAUCCCAGCGCUUGACAUCGCCCAAGGCGGUUUUCGAACCAGUCGUGGUGCAUUGGAUCAAGCAUUUGUGUUACACACACUUAUGCAUCGUUACCACCAACUUUACGAGGAAUGGCCUAUUGUAGCGUUCCUUGACAUCAAAGCCGCUUAUGACUCUGUGGAUCGAUCCAUCAUCUGGCGAUACCUAAAACAACACCUCCCAAAGCGAUUAUACCUCCUCUGCCAACACAUGUUCGAAGAUGUCCACGUUUCGGUGAUUCUCCACAAUUUCCAAUCUCGCUUUAUUCGACCAAAAAGAGGGGUUCUUCAAGGCUCUAUCAUCAGUCCUCUUCUAUAUGCUAUCUUCAUCAAUACGCUCCCACAACGCCUACGUGAUUGUACACAUAUCCACAAACCAAUCUUCAUGAGCCACACUCCUCAAGACUCAAUUACGGAAGCCACAUGUCCCACCAUUGUUUAUGAUCGACCAUUCAGAAGAGGACGCCCACCUCGAAGACCGGAUACAGCUCGCUUGAUGGUGAAUGGAUUACUGUAUGCAGAUGAUGUAGCCAUUCUUGGUUCAGCAGAGGAUAUGCCUUCACUCUUGGAAGCAGCCGAGAGCCAUUCACUCGCAGCAGGAUAUCACUGGCAUCCAGGAAAAUGCAAGACCAUCAACGCAACACCUCAUCUCAACCUUCAGCUCUACAACGAACCUAUUGCAAAUGUCACCACAUUCACGUAUCUUGGUAUUCCAUUCAGCAAGGAGGGUAUUGAUAGGCGCCAACUACUGCAAGACCGCACAUGCAAGGCUACAAGUGCCAUGGCAACACUUCGACAAAUGGGUAUCCAUCGAUACGGGUUGGGUUGGUGGCAAGCUCUACGUGCAUAUCGAACAUUCGUGAGACCAGUGCUAGAAUAUGGGUUAGCCAUUGUCCCAUUCUCUUAUGACGAACAUACGGCCCUUCAACGAACACAAGCCAAUUGUAUCAAGCUCUGCAUGAAUAGCACCACCGAUCGACGCUUACCUACAAUCGUGCCACAAGUUUUAGCAGACUUGCCAUCAAUGACACUCCGUGCACGUACUCUUCAACUCAUGUUCACCGCACGAGCUAUUGAAUUACCUCCAACGACGAUGCUACGAUCAGUGAUUAUGAAUUGGCUGCAAAAACGACAAGCGUUCCAUUUCUGGAGAAGACUAACAAGAAACCCACUGUUUCGUACGUGGAAAGAUUUGAUAACCGGUCCUGUGGCUGAUUGUCCCAAGUAUCCUGUGACGUUUACCAUCAAACAGCAUCGCGACAUGGAACUAUCAUCACGACGUAGUCGUUUUUCAUCAAUCAGGGCCCUCCGCCCAGUCCGCAUGAUUGAUCCGAUUCUGUAUUUGCCAGCAUCAAGUCGAGAUCGACACCGUCUAAUACAUUGGCGCAUGUAUUGGCUACCAUCGUAUCCCCUCAAACCAUGUCGCUGCAACACAACGACUGAGGCCGGGCGCAAGCAUUUCAUUACAUGCACAAGGAUCCAAGAAGAAUAUCAAGCCUUACGCCAAGCUUUUGCUAAGGACAAUGGAGACCUCCACCUUGUGGAUGCCGUUAUGAAUUCCCUACCAAGGACAGCUGACACAUUACAACAGCCACAUUGGCGAACUAUAUGGCUGGCGCUUAUCAAGUACCUCCGUCAAGUUGACUUUCUCACUCAUCCUGAUGCAGCGGACUUUGACGAAGAAGAGCCUCCAAUGCAAGCGCUAGAUGAUCACCAUGCUCAUUUGGAACAAGAGGCCCGUGCUCAACUCGACUCCACAUAA
Lichtheimia ornata is the source of this 3177-nucleotide messenger RNA. RefSeq lists its product as uncharacterized. The record is from RefSeq and is a predicted model, not a curated record. The transcript has a single exon. Bases 1 to 3177 code for a protein of 1058 amino acids. Gene Ontology annotation, molecular function: catalytic activity. NCBI's taxonomy places the organism in Eukaryota, Fungi, Mucoromycota, Mucoromycetes, Mucorales, Lichtheimiaceae.